AUGCCAUCAUCUCCUACGGCUUCUUCUAGUCAGCAACGGCCUACGUUCUUGCAUACCAACGGCAAGAAGACAACCAUGAUGGACCCUUACGGAGAUAAUCUUUCUAGCACUAGCGGUGCUAACACUAUACUAAGCAAGAAAAGUAUAUCUAUAUUUGAUUUCGAUAUUGAUGCGGAUAGCCGAUCCUAUUCCUCCAUGCCCGCAUCUGAAUACCCAGCUGAAUCAUCACUUGCCCGCAGCGCCGCCCGGUAUACCAACCUUUCUGCGCUGAACUCGUCUCGCCCUCCUAGCCCUUAUUUCAAGUACCGUGAGAAGGGACUUAGCAACGAGAGCAGCUCUUCUACAUUAAAUACAUUGGCAAAUGACGCGAUUCCUUAUCCCGUGACGAUAAAGCGGCUGUCGCAAGGAACGACAUUCGUUGAACAACCAACCCCACCACCUCAGUACGAAGAAGUAGAAGAUGUGAAGCCGAAGUUAUCUCGUGUUAACCAAGAAAAGCGCUCUGCACCUGCCGUGACGGUUCAAAAUCAUCUGCAUAGAACACUGCUUUCAUCCAACUACCAUGGUCAAAGCAGCGGCAGUAGUCAGCAGCAGGAUAACCAAGGAAAGCCCAAUCCACGACUGAACGGAAGCAGUGAACCGAGACUGGCGAACAAUCAGUCAAACGGGCUUGCGAAGGGAACAGCGGGCGGAACGGCAAAUGGGAAAUCCAACGGACCGGCAAGCAGACCUACGAACGGUACUGCACGCAGAGCUACCAGUGGACAAAGGAACGAGAAUAGACGUACGUCUGCGCCUAGCCAGAAGAGAAGCGAAAGGGCUCAGGGAAAGAGAGAUAGGAUCUGGCCUUGGAAGGAGGGAACAUGCCACAAGAUCGCCGCCGAUACUUGGCAAAAGAUAAAAACCCUUUUCAAGCUCGACACGACGUCUCUACCCGGCAUGGGUAAUGGGAAUGCUAGACCAGAGGAAGUCGAGCUGAGCGUGUUGCCGAGCGAACCCCCUCGUUCUCAGCAAAGAGCACCCAACUCUGCGAAUCCGACACCGCGACCCCGACCAGCCGCGAGUCACGACAGAAAUGGGAAUGGGAAUGGGAAUCAGAACCACUUGCAGCGAUCACGGGCCCACUCUAGAUCUCAUGAGAAGAGACCUGCACCCAAGGAUCCUUAUGACAAUGGCUUCCUGUCUGCGCCUAGAAGCACCCCGUGCCCUACCUCGAACAGAGGAACUUCAUCCAACGCCAAGGCAAACGGCAAGGGAUCCAGCAAGAAGACUCCCAGCAGCGCGAGCAAGUGGUUUUCCAGGCUAUUAUAA
Daldinia loculata is the source of this 1311-nucleotide messenger RNA. RefSeq lists its product as uncharacterized. The transcript has 2 exons. Lineage: Eukaryota; Fungi; Ascomycota; Sordariomycetes; Xylariales; Hypoxylaceae. Bases 1 to 1311 code for a protein of 436 amino acids. The record is from RefSeq and is a predicted model, not a curated record.